Molecule: messenger RNA, 701 nt
Organism: Alnus glutinosa
Lineage: Eukaryota; Viridiplantae; Streptophyta; Magnoliopsida; Fagales; Betulaceae
Exons: 3
Coding region: 254-478 (74 amino acids)
Biological process (GO): protein import into mitochondrial matrix; protein insertion into mitochondrial inner membrane
Cellular component (GO): TIM23 mitochondrial import inner membrane translocase complex
Source: RefSeq, a predicted model, not a curated record
UUUUCACCUCUUCGAAUGUUUUCGUACUCCUCCACCAAGUAAACGUAAGACCCACUCCCCAGCUCUCUCUACCAUCAUUGGCAGUUUCGCACAUAUCUUUCUCACAAUUUCUACAUAUUUUUCGCCUUCUUGAGGCGCACGCACACGCUCUCGGCCAACUACCAAAGUCUUAAAACCCAAAAACACGCACAAAAUCCAAAAAAAAAAAAAAAAAAAGAGAGAGAGAGAGAAGCUUUUUCAUUUUUAAUUGUCGAUGGCAAGGGAUAGCUGCUUGGCCCGUGUCGGCGCCGGCGUUGCUGUCGGUGGCGCUGUUGGUGGUGCCGUCGGUGCUGUGUAUGGCACAUAUGAGGCUAUUAGGUUUAAGGUACCAGGACUUAUGAAGAUCAGGUAUAUUGGACAAACUACACUAGGCAGCGCGGCUAUUUUUGGUCUUUUCUUGGGUGCUGGCAGCCUGAUACACUGCGGGAAGUCUUAUUAAGCAGUUUUUUGGUUUAUUAAUUUUGCCUGUCUAUUAACUUCUGCUUUGAACUUUGAUGUCACCAUGCCCUUGGACAGUGUGCAAAGAGUGCAAUAAUCAUAUGAUUACUUGUUUCAAAGGCAAAACUUUUCUUGUGCUGUUGUUUUCAUGGUGAAAUUUUCUUUGUAAUUUCUCUCUCUCUGACUGUGAUUGCACACUAUGGUAUGAUCAGUUUAAUUUUCUA